UUCAUUCAUUUCCAAGGGGGAAGCUCUGUUGCAGCAACCACGAUCUUUGCACUCUUUGCCUAGGAUAAUUACUCGGCUACCUGCGCUAAUUUACAACUUUUAAGUACAAUUAUCUGAACUCUAGAUUGGAAAUGCUUCUGGUAUCGUAUGCAAAUACGUAUGCUGACGUAGGUGAUCAUGUGGUUUUUGGCGUAGAUCCCCCAGUGAUCGAGGUUUUUUUUCUGCUGUUGUCUUUAGGAUUCGGUAGAAUCUUUAGAAUUAAUCCUCGUUUUCGGUGUUCACCUGACCAAGAACCUGUUUUGAAACCCCGGUGUCGUUGUCUCAUCAUUCCAGCACCUCAUUAUCUGUGGGCAGGUUGCCACGGACACCGCCCCCCUGAGAACCGCAACACCCAGAGAUCAAGGGAGGACAAGGGGCGGAGCUCUUCUUCCGGGCCCCGCCCUGCUGCAGGUGCACGACCAAUCUGGUCAGGCUGCCUGUGAUGAAGUCUGAUGAAGUCCCCAACUGGAGCUGACAAUUACAGUCAGCAUAAAACUGUGGCGCCGGAGGAAGGGGGCAGAGAACAGGCCCUUCUUCAUCCAAAGCAGACUUGUCCCUUCCCCUCUCAUUCCCUUCCUCAAUAAGGCCAUUUUCAGAACCGUGUUAUGGCGAGUCGGAGGAAGUCAACAACUCCUUGCAUGAUCCGGGCUAGUGAGAUGGUGGAGCAAGAUGACCCCGAUGAGAUGGAUACUUCUGCUGAUGGCGUCCUGGAAAACGGGUCUUUGGAGGCAAUGGGCGGUGAGGACUGGGCUUCGGUUAAGGACAGUGGAAGAGCAGGAAAGGAGACGACGGAUCAGGAGAAAUCAGAGGCUGAUGUUCGACCACAGCGGAAGCUGCAGGGUGGCUAUGAAUGCAAGUAUUGUCCCUUCUCCACACAGAACCUGAAUGAGUUUAAAGAGCACGUGGACUCAAAUCACCCCAACGUCAUUCUCAACCCUCUGUACCUGUGUGCAGUGUGUAACUUUAACACAAAAAAAUUUGACUCCUUAACAGAGCACAAUGAAAAGUGUCACCCCGGGGAGAGCAACUUCAAGUUCAAACGGAUCAAGCUUAACAGCCAGACCAUCCUGGAGCAGACAAUCGAGGGAGCAAACAGUGCAGUCAUCUAUGAUGCGACUAGCCCUCAGAACGGGGAAGACAUGACCGCUUUUCCCUUGAGCAAGUCAAUAGCCGCAAAGAUGGCCAAGCCAAAAACAGACAGCAAACGGAUAUUCCGCAAAGGGGAUGAAGUAGAAAAUCAAUUGGAUGGCUUUACCACGGAGCUCCCGAAAAAGCCAAUCACUGCCAUCAAUGUUAACAGGACAGUGAUCCUCCCAGAGGCCACACUCAAAGAAGGCCUUUCUCACAUAAUGCCGUCAUUGCAGCGUCCACCCAACUUCAACUUGGUACCAAAAAUCGCAGUUCCUCUGAACACCUCUAAAUAUAAUCCUUCAUUGGAUGGUAACGCAACCCUCAUCACCUCCUUUAAUAAAUUUCCAUACCCGACGCAACCCGAGUUGUCCUGGUUAACUGCGGCCUCCAAGCACCCAGAGGAGCAAAUAAAAGUAUGGUUCACCACCCAGCGGCUAAAGCAAGGCAUCAGUUGGUCCCCAGAGGAAGUAGAAGAGGCUCGUAAGAAAAUGUUCAAUGGAACCAUUCAGCCAGUACAGCAGACUUUCACUGUUUUGCCUGCCCACUUUUCUCAUUCAGCCAAAGCUUCCCAGCCUCUUAUUCAGACUGUUCCCUGCCAUGUUCUUGGGCAGUCCAGUCUGGUGUUGACACCUGUUGCCAAUGGGUCCCCAGUGACCUGCACUCCCAUUGCUCUGACAGUAGCCAACCAGGUGGUACAGGCUCUUAAAAGGCCUCUUGCCACCCCAGUGGUGGCCCCCGAUGUUAAACGGCCCACCAUAAUUCAGUCAGUUCAAUCUCCACCCAAGUCAGCUUCCCCCACGCCCAGUUUUUCUCUAGACCGCAAAAAGACCCAGGAUCAGAUAACGGUGCUGAAGGCUAGCUAUAGUCAGAACCAGUUUCCGGAUGAUAAAGAACUUUAUCGUCUCAUUGAGGCCACUGGCCUUUCCCGGAGUGAGAUCAAAAGGUGGUUCAGUGACCAGCGCUACCGUAACCAAAAAGGCCUCCUGCAGGCUAACAGUGAGUUUCUGUCUAAAGACAUACUCCAGAAGUCAGUCCCCACGCAGUUUCCUCUUCUAGAGAGGGUGAAGGGGAAAACCACUGAGCAGCUUAAAAUGUUGGAGGAAAGCUUCCAGAAAACUAGCUUUCCAACCCAGGCAGACAUCGACCACCUAGUGGCCAACACCAGGCUCUCCAAAACGGAAAUUGACAGCUGGUUCUCGGAGCGCCGUGCACUGCGGGACAACUUGGAACAAGCCCUGCUGAACUCCAUGGGACCCAAAAAGGUGGAGGAGGAGGAGCUGCCACAGCAGCGAGGGUCUCUCAACGGUGUGCAAGAAAAGGAGAGUGUCUCCAGGGCCUCCCCUCUCCCCAUCAUUGCUCCUUCCACCUGCCCCAUGCUUAUUGACAGCAGAUCACUGGAGCUUCUCAAAGAUGUUUUUGCACAAACUCAGUGGCCAUCACCCGAGGAGUACAAUCAGUUGGAGGUUCAAACAGGCCUUGCUCGCACAGAAAUAGUCCGGUGGUUCAAGGACAACCGAGCAGCCCUGAAGAAUGGGACCCUGGAGUGGAUGGACCAACUCCAGAAGCAGAGCAGCAAUGGGCGAAAUGGGCAGAGCUCGUUGACAAGCGCAGAGCGUGCGCAGAGUGUCCUUCAGCAGUACUUCCGGGAAGUGAAGACCUUGAGCGGGGAGGAUGUUGAGAAGCUGUCGGAAAGGUCCAAGCUCAGCAGCCAGGAAAUCACGGACUGGUUUGCCAGCAAGCUGAUACAGAAUGCGUCUGAGGCGAACAAGGCUGACGAUCAGCUCAGACAGCCAAGAGAGGAUCACGGGAGCUGCAUGAAGGAGAGUGAGGGGGUGACAAAUAGGAGCACUGGCCUGGAACAAGAGCUGGUCUCUAAUGCUGAAGGGGUGGUGGGAGAAAUCUCUGGCAGGGUGAUGGGAUAAAGUGUUCAAAGUCUUGAGUGGUGGCUACUCUCAAUUGACAUAGGAGAUGAGAAAAGAGGUGGACUAUUUUCAUAUGAGGAACCAAUGAUUUCACAGCAGCGUUGUGAAAUCAGAGCGCGCCUGACACACUGACCAGGAGGUGAUCGCGAGUGCCAAAGCUGGACUGCUGCAUUAUUACACUUUUAGAAAAAAAGGGCCCUUGUAAAUAUUUUUCUGUACUACUACAGAUUUGUACCAUUUUGGGGGGAAUUUUGUUACAUUUAUAAUUGGAGCAACAUGUUCCCUUUAUGUUCUGGUUAGUUCCUACAGUGGAAUGUUCUGCAUUUUGCAUUUUGUAACGAGACAGUGAACCACUACAUAUGUUGGCAAUACUAUAUUCAAACUAUUUUACAACACGCAAGUCUUUUUUUUGGUAUGAAGGACAUUUCUUCAAGUGAAGAAAGUGCAAGUGUUGACUGUAUUGAGGGAAAGGUGAUUCAACAGAACAAGCAACCCCUCUUGAGAACACCAACUCACUUGAGGUCAUAUUGUGAAUAGCUGACACACGAGUCCUGUCAGGCUGAUGCUUUCUACUGGGAAACUAGAGCUACAAAACAGGAGGAUAAUCACAUGGAAUUCAACCCAGAAACAUACAGUACUGCACUUGCCAUCUGUCCUUUUUUUUUUUUUUUUCUGUAACUCAUUUUAUUAUUUUCAGUUAAACUAGACACAUCAGUACCAGUCUUACAGUAUAUGUGUUUUCUAGGUAUCCUAGUUCUAGUUCUGUUUCAGCCGCAGAUACAAAACCUGCUUUUCAGAUAGCUCUUAUGUGUUUCACUGCCGCUAUACUGUCAUGUUCAGACAUGUAUUGAGAAUACUGUACUGCUUCAGAGAUCCUGCUUGCUUUUUUAUUUAAAAAAAGGAAAGAAACAGUUGCUGUCUGCUGUAACCCAAUAAAAUGCAGUCAAUUUAAAGUUA
Molecule: messenger RNA, 4049 nt
Organism: Conger conger (European conger)
Lineage: Eukaryota; Metazoa; Chordata; Actinopteri; Anguilliformes; Congridae
Product: zinc fingers and homeoboxes protein 2-like
Exons: 4
Coding region: 645-3092 (815 amino acids)
Biological process (GO): regulation of transcription by RNA polymerase II
Cellular component (GO): nucleus
Molecular function (GO): DNA binding; DNA-binding transcription factor activity, RNA polymerase II-specific
Source: RefSeq, a predicted model, not a curated record